Emiliania huxleyi CCMP1516 is the source of this 1209-nucleotide messenger RNA. RefSeq lists its product as hypothetical. The transcript has 2 exons. The record is from RefSeq and is a predicted model, not a curated record. NCBI's taxonomy places the organism in Eukaryota, Haptophyta, Isochrysidales, Noelaerhabdaceae. The annotation marks the transcript as partial.
CGAGACGUGCGGCUUCUCGACGCGGCGUGGACGCACCGCCUCAACGUGCGCACCGUCGCGCAGGCCGUCGGCGGGCCGACUGCAAGCUGCUCGGACGAGCGCGACACGGCCGAGGCUGAGGCCGGCGCGCGGCUGCUCUGCCUGCUCGCGCCGCAGCACCGCGCCGCGCCGCCGCAGACGCACGCGCCGCUGCUGACGCCGCCGAUCGAGGUGGAGGAGCUGGGCGCGCCGCCGUCCCACGGCUUUCGGCUCGCGCUGGCGGGCGCCGCGCCGACGGGUGCGGCUGAGAAGGAGGAGGCCCCGCGCAAAAAGUGCCUCAGCGCGCUGCUCCGGCUGAGCGCGUGCGCGCUCGAGGAGUCCGCAAAGUGGGGCGGCGCCGUCGGCGCCGCCGGCAAGCUCUACAAGCAGGGCGAGCUCGACGCGGCCAGCCCGGCCCCGCCUCCCGACCAUGCCGCGUACAGCCUCGCCGGCUGCUCGCCGUACGCCCCGAGCCAGCUCGCCCACGCGGGCCUGCGCGCUGUCGGCCUCCCGCCCAUCGAGCAGAAGUACCUGCCGUCGGGCGUGCCGACUGCGCAGGCGCGCUGCGUCGACUGAGCAGGCGCCGCCCCGAGUCUCGUCCCGGGUGCUACCAGCUGGGCGCUGCUGGCACCUCGACCCGACUCGGCGCGUCCUCGACCUCUCGCCGCAGCGCCGCCGCAGCGCCGCGGCGUCUCGCAUGUCGCGUCCGAGAGAGCGCUCUGCCGCGCUCCGACGCGGUUUCUUUUGCGCUCUGACGCGGUGCCGCGCUGCCUGCCGCGCGCCCGUGCCGUCUCUGGAGUUUCUGCGCCCCCCAUGGACCCCCCCCCCCCUCCCCCUCCUCGUGGCCGCUGAGAGGCCGGCCGGGCCGGGGAGAGCGGUGCACUGCGCCGCACACCCCCCUCGAACUCCGGAUCCUCGCACUGUCUUGUCACCACUGCCCAGUGCCGCGGCGGCGCAGCAUCGCCACCCGGCGGGAGGCCGUACCUCUCUCCCUCUGUGGGCUUGCCCCCGACUGUACGUUAUUGGACGCCCGCUGCUCGGAUCUUGUGUACGUGCUGCGCGCGCGCGUCCCUACUCGUCCCCACCUUUCGGACUUCUCGCACGCAUGUGUGUGUGUCGCGCGCGUCUUGGGGUUUUCUUACGUUCCGCCGGCUCACGUCAUGUUAUAUGCCUUCAUGAUAUGUACCAAAC